Danio aesculapii is the source of this 904-nucleotide messenger RNA. RefSeq lists its product as uncharacterized. The record is from RefSeq and is a predicted model, not a curated record. Lineage: Eukaryota; Metazoa; Chordata; Actinopteri; Cypriniformes; Danionidae. Gene Ontology annotation, biological process: negative regulation of double-strand break repair via homologous recombination; positive regulation of isotype switching; positive regulation of double-strand break repair via nonhomologous end joining. Bases 91 to 708 code for a protein of 205 amino acids. The transcript is spliced from 3 exons.
UGUCGUUAUAGUUAGCGGUGUUAGCAUGUAGCAUGUUUACUUUAAAGAAACCAGAAAAAGACGUAAAUAUGUUCAUAAACACGAUGAAAUAUGUCACAGGAGGUGAAGGAUGUGCGUGUGUGUUUCCAUCCACUGUUGGAGGCCAGUGAUGUGCUGGUGAUCACACAGAGAGUCCUGCAGGAUUUUCCCAGCAGAAUCCCCCCAGAGUUCCGGCCCUGGUUCCCAUCUGCAUCCGACACACAUCCACCAAUCAGACCCCAUAGACCCGCACCGCUGAUCCCACAUGAGGAGCCGCUGCGUCAGGGUGAAACGCAGAGCAGAUCCAGAGCUGAGGAACAGAAAUUCCAGCGCACGUGGUGUGUCAUACAAGACAGAAACGCUCCUCUGCAAACCACACAGUCCUUUUCACGGCUCUUCCGGAUGACCAUAGAGAAACACAAACUGCAUCUGCGGCAGAGAGUACGCUGGGCGCUGAGCGAGAGGAACUGUGCAGGACUGGAGGACCUCUGGGUGGGCAUAAACAGAGCUGUCAGACACUCCCGUAUGCCAACCUGCAACGCAAACUUCCAGAGGGCCCUGGCGCAGAUAUGGCUGUACUGCGACGUGCUGUACUGCGAAUACAUCGGCAACUUCUUGAAGCAGGAGUUCCAGCUUUCAGGCCAGAUCACUUUAUCUGUUCAUAAACUGGGAGACAUUAUUAAAUUAUAAAUCACUGGCUUUAUAUUUUUAAAUGUUUUUUAACUUUUUUAACACUGUAAAAUACGCUUUUUUGCUGAAAGUCAUGCAGACUUGUGAGAUGAAAAGUGAAAAUUAUCUUAUUUAUUUUAUAUUAUUCUGGGAUGCUGAAAUUAAAUGAAAUAUUAUUUAACAUCACUGAAUAUUUCAAGCAAAGAGUAUAAAAAUU